Suhomyces tanzawaensis NRRL Y-17324 is the source of this 3837-nucleotide messenger RNA. RefSeq names its product serine/threonine protein kinase (gene CDC15). The record is from RefSeq and is a predicted model, not a curated record. NCBI's taxonomy places the organism in Eukaryota, Fungi, Ascomycota, Pichiomycetes, Serinales, Debaryomycetaceae. Gene Ontology annotation, molecular function: protein kinase activity; ATP binding. The transcript has a single exon. The coding region runs from base 13 to 3573 and encodes 1186 amino acids. Gene Ontology annotation, biological process: protein phosphorylation.
GGACAAUCAACAAUGAGUACAAACAGAGACCUAUCACUCCUGUCCAACCAUGCUGGUGCCAGAGAACAGGGAGCCCUGUUGCCGGCACAGGCAGCAUCCCUUCCCCGUUCAAGUCUCCUGGAAAAGGCUAGGCUUCGAGACAUCGCACUUCGUAAGUACCAAGAGGCUGCUGAUGGCGACGGUUCCAGCUACACCCAAGAUUUCGCCGUGGGCAACUCCCAGGAGUUGGACUUGUCUUUCCUGCGAUUCUCCCAGGCCUCAGGGUCACUCAUCGUACGAAGCAGCGGCUCCAGAGGCUCAGAGUCGCCGUUUUUGCGCAAAGUGCAAGACUCCUACGUGGAGUACUCCCCCAGCUCCAGGUCCGUGGAGGCGUCUAUCAGGCAGGCACAAGGCUCGAAGUCCCCCAGCAAACCUCUGACCAGCUCCCAGCACCAGCUGAAAGCCAGUGCUGAAGGCUCCAUGCCCAAAAAAUCACCCUUCUCAAAUAUCUACUCCAUCUCAGAAAACUCCAUUAACGACGAAAACGAAUCCCCAUUUAUAGAAAAGUCCCGCCCGGACAACCAGAUCAAAGUGCACAAACUACGGAGCACCAACGAGCUAACAAAACCUACUAAGUCCUCCACCAGCAACCGAACUGGAUUCUCAGCUCCUCGCCCAAUUACCCACAGCAACGCAACCCCAGACAGGAACAGGCACAACAGAAACCCCUCAGUCAAAGUCUCCCUCACGCCCGCUCAGAGGUUCGAAAAGAGACCUGGGACCAGGCUGUCCAAUGCCUUGGAAAACUUCCAAUUCUCGACCUUGAUUGGCAGGGGCGCAUACGCUUGUGUCUACAAGGGAAUCAACUUAAAAACAAGUCAGAUUGUUGCUAUCAAGCAAAUUAUUUUGGAGAAAGAUCAAGAUGUUAUGGAGUUGAUGGGAGAAAUAGAUUUGUUAAAAAUCUUAAAGCAUCCCAACAUCGUCAAGUACCACGGAUUUGUCAAAACAUCCACUUCAUUGAAUGUUUUCUUAGAAUUCUGCUCGGGUGGGUCUCUCAGACAAAUAUAUAAAAAGCAGGGUAAGGGGUUUCCAGAGCAUGAAGUGAUAGAUAUAGUGAGACUGAUCUUGCUAGGCUUAAAUUAUUUACAUCAACAGGGUGUGGUCCACAGAGACGUCAAGGCCGCCAAUGUAUUGUUAACCGAAGAAGGUGAUAUUAAAUUGGCAGAUUUCGGGGUUGCUACCAAAGUAAACUCACAGCAUCAUACCGUGGUCGGAACACCAAACUGGAUGGCUCCCGAAACCAUACUUGGAGGUGAAGGUAUCUGUACUGCCUCCGAUAUUUGGUCGCUAGGCGCCACAAUUAUCGAAUUGUUUACAACAAACCCUCCGUACCAUGAUUUGAACCCAAUGGCUACAUUACAUGCAAUUGGGACUGACGAGCACCCUCCUUUGCCAAAAAAUAUGACAUCCGUUGCAAAGGACUUCUUGUUAGAAUGCUUUCAAAAACAGCCUAACUUGAGAAUUUCAGCCAAAUUAUUAUUGAAGCAUAAAUGGUUAAACCUGUCAACAACGAAAGCCAAACCUUCCAUAAUGAAUUUGCAGCAGGCGAGAGAUCUUAAAUCAAUAAACUCGUACUCCGAAUCUAAUGAAGAAAACUGGGACAAUGAUUUUAAUGGUAAUGAGGAAAUCAAAAUACUGAAGAAGCCAGAGGCGCCAAGUGUCAUUCAAUUGGAGGAUUUGGAAGAUUUGGAAGAUUCUUUCAAGAAAACAACCACUGAAGCACCCCCAGUCAAGUAUUCCAAGUCUGAACUUCUAACAAAGUUCAGUGACCAAAACGAAAUGGAGUUCGACACAAACGACAUCAUUACUUUAAAGAUGAAAUCCAACGGCCACAACACAGACCAGGACCAUGAGGAUGAGUACGAUCCUUUCUUCGAUCUUGAUAUUGAAAACUUCGAUACUAACGAGCUCGAGAUUCAAAUCAAGAUGGAAUAUCUUAUCAAUAAAUUUUCAUCAAGACUCAACUUAUGCUACAAAGGUGGAGAUGAAUUAGCAAAGUCGCUUAUCAAGAUUACGGGAAGAAUGUUGCAUUUGGUUAAGAAGUAUCAGAUUCUGCAUUUAACCCUUAUCAAGGACCAUGGUAUUCUUUCUUUAUUGGAAGUCUUGGAGUAUACCAAAGAAUUCUCGAAGCAUCAGAAAUUGUGGUUUCAUAUCUUGUCAAUUUUGAACCACUUAUUCGAGCUCAAUCAAUCAAUUUUUGAGAACUUUUGCUUAUUAGGUGGCAUUCCUUUGAUUACACAGUUCAGAAGUCGUUCGUACGAUUUGGCGAUUAGACUUCAAGUGAUUAAAUUCAUUACACAUUUCAAGGUGUCAGAAAAGGCUUUGACAAUGCUCAUAUCAUGUGGUGGCCUUAGGGUCUUGACCAAGUUCGUGGAAGAGGAUUUUGAUUCGGUGCCAAUAUUUCCGUUGGUAUCAAUCGAGUGUAUUCACAUCAUUCUAUCGAAAGAUUUGAUCAGAUCCAAGUCAGAUUUGUGUCGAAUCUUAUCUAAGUACGGGGUUGUUAAUUGGUUUGCGGUGCUACUUAAUAAGUUGGUAAAGAUAGGAAGAGAAGGAAUCAACGAGAUCAAUCCUUCCACGGUGCAAGAAACGAUCAAUAUGCUCAUUGAGAUCAUUAGGUAUUUUGGUCAAUCAGAACCAAGGGUGAGGGCAAAUAUUUCCUCCAGCGACCUUUUCAAGUCCUUAAUCCAAGUGUACGAGUAUUUGUCAUUUAGCCACCAACUAGUGAUUAUUAAGUUUCUAAAAUCAAUGUCUUGUUUAUCAAAUGUGCUCAAGUCAUUAUACUCUGCUGAUAUCUUGUCGUUUUUGGCAUCUCAGAUCAAAAACUGUGCCCCUUCCACUGCUCAUUACAAGGAAUUUAUGAAUAUUGUGUGCCCGGUACUCUACAAUUGUUGCUACUUAAAUCAUUCUAAGGAAAUCGAGAUUGUCAAUUUAGGAUUGGUCCCUCACCUCAAAAAGCUCUCUAUGAUUAACUUGCCUUUCAAGCAAUUUGUAUUACCGAUUCUUUGUGAAUUGGUGUACUGUGACGAUGAAGUGGUGAGGCAAUCCUUAAAAGCUAACGAAGUGUUGAAUAUUUACUUUGAAUUGCUAGUUGACCCCUACUGGCAAUCCAAUUCUUUGGAUUCGAUAAUGCAUUGGUACCAGCAGGAUGGAAUGUAUAUGAAAGCGAAUAUUUCGAAGCAAAUCGACUGGUUGAUCAAAGGCUUUUUGAUAUCAAAGGUCUCCAAUUUGGAAUCCACGCUAGAGAAUUAUUUGAAACUUUUGACGCUCCACAAAGAGGUGGUGAAAUAUAUGUUGAGACCACAAAUUUACCAUGAUAUCCUCAACAAGCUUGAGAUUUAUAACAAGAAUCCGGUGAUCCAAUUGACAUUAUUGAGAAUAUUGAAGGUAUUAAUAGUCAAUGACCCUGACAUGAAGAUUCUCAGCGCCAUGAGCAUCGAAGACAUCAAGGAGUUAAUGAAGCUCAGAAGCGGGUCAGUCUUAAUCGAUGAACUAGUGCAUGAGAUUAUGAACGAGUUGGAUGAACGAAGCAUAUAAAUUUACGAACCAGAAGCAAUUUCCAUGGAGACAAUUCAUCCAAUAUUAAUUACAAUGUGGGCGAACUUGUACCUAAAAAAUCUAUCGGAGGCAUCUAAGGGAGUUUAAGGUACCUCUGAGUAUUGUCAGCCAGGUCGUACUUCAAAGCACCCGAUCCAAGCACUGGCUACACUGUAUAGUUGUAAUAGAUGUGUAUGUCACGUGAAUAAUCACGUGAAGCAUUGUAUACCUCGGCAGAUUUGUGGGGAAAAUCACCACUUCUAC